Saprolegnia diclina VS20 is the source of this 2299-nucleotide messenger RNA. RefSeq lists its product as hypothetical. The transcript is spliced from 8 exons. Gene Ontology annotation, molecular function: aspartic-type endopeptidase activity. The coding region runs from base 750 to 2165 and encodes 471 amino acids. The record is from RefSeq and is a predicted model, not a curated record. Gene Ontology annotation, biological process: proteolysis. Lineage: Eukaryota; Oomycota; Saprolegniomycetes; Saprolegniales; Saprolegniaceae.
CCGAAAUUUCGAGAUAUGGUUCCGCGCUUCCAGCGUCCACGUCACCACCGCGACGGGGCGAUGCUUCGACCGACGACGACCGACGUGCAUGGAGGAGGCCGCCCAUGGAGGACACGCUCAAUGGAGACGGUCAAGCAUGGAGAAGGAGAUGCAGGGAACACGAGGACGAGGAGCUGGAACCACGCCAUGGGUGCGAUCGACGGAGCGACUGCGCAUUGCUGGGCAGUUGGCACCGCCGGAUACGUUGGUGCACCUGGCACGUCGGUUCGCUGGGCGCCCACAUGCGCACCUGUUGCCCAUUGCGGUCGCAAUGACUGCGAGCUAUGGGCGUGACGCCGCCGACGAAGUCUCGCGAAGCCGGUGCUGGCCAUCGCAGAGUGCGCUCCAUUGUGCAGGUACUAGACCGAUCCUCCUCUGCGGCCACGAGGUCCUUGGAACCGGUACGAGACCGUCAGCGACUGCCACGGAAUGGAUCCUAGCCAUCUCCUUCCACGUCUCUUCCUCGCCUCGGCGUCCAUGUCGAUGACAGCAUCCCCGUCGUCGUCCUGCCCCGGCACGCGCAUGUGACCAUCGCAUCUUCGAGGACCUGUAGCAUCGAGGAAAGGUCGACCGUUUCGCACGCUACAAAUGUCAAGUGCUUUUGGCCAGCGAUAAUUUGGCCGUGCCGAACCCACCGAGCUCGACCAAUCCGGAGCAGGUGCAUACUCUGGCCGAGUGUACGGUAUCGUGGUCGGAGUGCAGAUCGAUCGAUGGUCUGGCUGCGCCUCCUCGUCGCCGGCGCCGCGACCGCCGUCGCCCACCACACGCUGCAUUUGACGCGGCGCCUCGUCGUCAGCAGCAAUGCGUCGUCGGUCGCAAGCGUCCCGCUCGAAAACUAUGGCAACGUGCAGUACGUCGGCGAGCUCGCGUUCGGGUCGCCGCAGCAGAACCUCAGCGUCGUCUUCGACACGGGCAGCAGCGAUACGUGGGUGCCGAGCAUUGAUUGCACGACCUGCGGCGUCCACGCCGCCUUUGACGCGGGCCUCUCGAGCACGUACCACAGCGCCAACGAACAAUUUAUGGACGCGUAUGGCAGCGGCGCCGUGCGUGGCGUCAUUGGCGUCGACACGAUCGGCCUCGGCCCGUUCACAAUCCCCAAGGCGCGCUUUGGCGUCGUGACGUCCGAAACCAAAGCCCUCGAGCUGUUCAUUGCCGACGGUCUCGUGGGCUUGGCGUUCGAGAGUCUCGCCAAGAUCACACGCCCGACGCUCUUCUCGCAGCUCAUCCAGGACAACCCGAAGCUGGGCAACAUGUUUGCCUUUUACAUGACGCCCGACCCAACGACACUCGGCUCACAGCUGCACCUGGGCGGCUACGACCUCUCGGUCGUGGGGCCGAAUGCGAGCUGGCACUAUACGCCUGUGGUCAAACUCCCAGACUUUGACACGUUCACGUACUGGGCCGUCAAGAUGAAUGGCUUUGCGGUCGGGAACGCCACCACCAACUACUGCGCGCCGUUCUGCUUCGCCAUUGUCGACACGGGCACGUCACUCAUUAGCAUUCCGGGCACACAGUUUGAUGAUGUUGUGGCGACCAUCACGGCCGGCCUCAACUGCGACGGCGUCAUGUGCUAUGACGUGGCGCUCGCAAGUUUUCCAGCGCUGCGCUUUGGGAUGGCACCCGACAACGUCUUUGAGCUGCAACCAAACGACUACGUGGCAUGCAUGGACAAUGGCGCGUGCCGGCUCCAGCUUCAAAAUUCCGGCGACGAAGCGUGGUGGGUCCUCGGUGAUGUAUUUAUGAAGACGUACUACACACUCUUCGACGCGGGCAACAUGCGCGUCGGCUUUGCGUGCAACGACGGCGUCUGCAAGGGCGGGACCGGGCACAUCCACGGCGAAGACGACGACCGGACGUUCCUCAUUUGGGAACACAUAUUCCUGUACGGCUCGAUCUUUGCGGCGGCGACGCUCCUCCUCCUUGUGUUUUACAUGCACCAGCACAACGAGCCGUCAUUGUCGCCGGCCGUGCAUCUCCCAGCGACCAAGACGCACGCGAUUCCAAUCGUGCUGGCGGUCGAGCCGAUCGACUCGGCGUCGCCGCUGCUGACGACCGAACGUCCGCUCGUCACGUCGUAUGCGGAAGCGCGGCGCAACUACACGUCGCUGCCCGACUCGAAGGUCUAGAGUCCACGCUACGUCGAGAUUUAUAAAAGUAAUUAUCGAGUUACGGCGCAAGCGGAGGCACGUCGUCGUCCUCUUCGUCGCUGCUCACGUCGAGGAGGUUGAUCUCGUUGGCCAGCGCGGCUGCACAGUCCUCG